Molecule: messenger RNA, 2404 nt
Organism: Cuscuta epithymum
Lineage: Eukaryota; Viridiplantae; Streptophyta; Magnoliopsida; Solanales; Convolvulaceae
Source: the annotation of a GenBank genome assembly
CUAGACGACUGAAGCAACGGUGCUCGUGCAUCGCCGCCUUUCUUCGUCCCUACCGAGUAAUACCAGUCUCCAGCGACGGCGACGGUGACGGCGAAUUCGCACUUACCGUCGGCGGAUCAGGCGACAACCUUGAGAAACAAGGAAGCGUUCUGAUUUUUGAGCUAAAAAGGAAGGAGAAAAGAAAGCGGAAGAGGCUUUUUCUGUGAAUCGGAAUCUGGGAAUCUGGAGAUGGGAGUGAAAGUAGCUGCGGCGUGUUUGCAUUGGUCGCAAUCUUCGGUUCCUCAUCCGCCCUCGCCUCCUCAUCAUCCCAUCGCCUCCUCGGUUUCGUCGUUUUCAAAACGGCGCAGAUUCGCUGGGAGUGAGCGAUCUGUCGUUUGCCGGUUCGUCCACAAGCUGAACCGGCCGGCUACGCUUGGAACCCAACCGGCGAAGCUCCCCAGGUCCCGAUCCUGCGAGCUCCUGAACCUGAACCCCCCUGUACAACCGACGAUGAGACGGGCUUGUAGUGCCUAUCUAGAUUCCUUCUCUGGCGAGGGAUUUUCUAAGAGAACUGAAGAUUUGGGUUUGACUUUCCAUCAGUCAGAUGAGGAAGAAGAAACAGAAAUCUCCAGGUCUAAUGAAUCUGUUGAAGUAACCUGCCGGAGCUCUACGGCGCGAGGUAAUCUGAGAGUUUUUGAUCGUAUGGAGCCUCCAGAUUGGAUCCAUAGAGUAGGGAUGGUUCGGGCGGGUAUAGAUUGUAGGGCAAAUAGUUUCGGCAUCCCUCUGUCUUUGCGGAUUACGGAGAGAAAAAUGCAAUGGCGAGACGGGUUCAGAGAUGCAGGGGAGUUCCUGACGUGUUCUUCGAUGAAAAUGGCCUUUUCUAACAUGGUGUUCAUAAUCCAGGAACUCCAUCGCCACACUUUCAAGAUGAGAGAGAUGUUGUUCUAUGAAGAUUUAGAGGGUAUAAUAGGGAGAGUCCAGAAAGAUAUGCAAGCAUCUUUCGUGUGGCUAUUCCAGCAAGUCUUCUCACAGACUCCAACUUUAAUGGUCUAUGUGAUGAUACUUCUUGCCAAUUUCAGUGUCCAUUCUUUAGCUACAAGUUCUGCCUUUGCUUGUACCCCUCCAUGUGCCUCUGAAGAGGUCUCUGUGGUUGAAGGUCAUCACAGCCAUAUAAAUCAGAAAUUUGAUUUUUCAACCUUUUCAGCAUCCUCUUCUUCCAAUGGGAAGAGCAUAUCGAUUGGCGGAAACAGUGGGGGAGGUGGCAAAUUCAGGCCAGUUUCUGGUGGGACUGAUGGUGAUGGGAGGAGGUUUGAUGGUCUAGCCAUUGCAACUGAUGGAGUGUCUUCUUCAGCUACUACUGAAGAACAGACACUUUCUUCUGAUAAGGUUUCCAGCGAAGAAGAGUUGUUGUGGAAGUCUAUUUGUGAUGAGGCUUCAAGAUUGCAAUCUGAGUCACAAGAUCCGUCUUUGGAUCGUGAUACCAUUAUGAAUUUCGUUUCCCCCGUAAUCGGGAAGAUGGAGUCUUGUGAUAAUGCAGAUUAUUUUCGAACAGAGUUGUUUUACCAAUCAGAACUUGCCCAAGAGCCGAAGAAUACCCUUUUGCUUACCAAUUAUGCUCAGUUUCUUUACAUGGUUGUUCAAGACUAUGACAGAGCGGAGGAAUACUUCAAGAAAGCAACAGAGGUGGAGCCAAAGGAUGGAGAGGCACUAAACAAAUACGCAACGUUCCUUUGGCAAGCAAAGAAUGAACUUUGGGGAGCAGAAGAGGCCUACCAAGCAGCCAUAGACGCUGAGCCUGCAAAUUCCUUCUAUGCUGCAAGUUAUGCUCAUUUUCUAUGGAAUACUGGCGGAGAUGACACUUGCUAUCCUCUGGAAGAUGAUGAUCCGGCCCAAUAUGAUGAUAUUUGAAAAGAAAAAGAAGAGGAAAAGGAAACUGAAUGGAAAGAAUGCUGAAAGAGAAAAAAAGAACAGAAGAGAAAAGAGUGGAUGAAAGUAAUGUUUAGUACUCUUAUUGGAGAACUUGCUGACAGAUGAGAUAGGGUGAUUGGUGGUGGAAGGGUGGAAUCAUGGGUUCUCAAAUGAAGCUCAAAGCAUGGACAACAAGUAAUGGUCUCCAUAUUGGUCCAGAAACUAGAUGGAGUUGCUGAUAAGAGGAUGGGGAUGGUUCUGCUCAGUUCUGCUCAGUUCUGCUGUUCUUUUUUUACUAAAAUUUUCAAGCUAUGCACAGUUGGUUCAAGUUUUAGAUAUGUUGGUUGUUAUAGAAUGGCAUUUGCAUAUUGUAAUUAAACGUCUUGUUAAUAUCAUAAAUGCCUAAACUUUACCUCAAUUACUUCGUUUAAAGUUUUAUUACUAGACUUGAUGAUAUACACCCCACCCCCCAGGAAAUCUGUGUAAAAGGUGUCGUAAUUUAACAGCAAUGGAGCAC